Molecule: messenger RNA, 405 nt
Organism: Penicillium roqueforti
Lineage: Eukaryota; Fungi; Ascomycota; Eurotiomycetes; Eurotiales; Aspergillaceae
Exons: 3
Coding region: 1-405 (134 amino acids)
Biological process (GO): rRNA processing
Cellular component (GO): cytoplasm; nucleus; ribonucleoprotein complex
Molecular function (GO): RNA helicase activity; RNA binding
Source: RefSeq, a predicted model, not a curated record
AUGCAUCAAGUCCUGCACGACGGAGAAAGGGUCCUUCAUGGCCACGUGCGCGACAUCACUCAUGUGCUCAACUAUGAUUACCCCAACAACUCGGAGGACUAUGUCCACCGUAUUGGUCGUACUGCUCGUGCCGGUGCCAAGGGUACCGCCAUUACCUUCUUCACCACUGACAACUCUAAGCAGGCUCGUGACUUGAUCACUAUCCUCACUGAAGCUAAGCAGCAGGUUGACCCCCGUCUUGCCGAGAUGGUUCGCUUCGGCGGCGGCGGCGGUGGUGGUCGCUGGGGUGGCCGUGGACGUGGUGGUGGCCGUGGUGGCUGGGGUGGUGGUCGCGGCGGCGGUGGUGGUGGUGGUGGUUUCACUGCCUCCAACUCUGCUCCCGUCGGCGGCAACCGUCGUUGGUAG